AUGGCCCUCUCCAAGAGCCCCAGCCUCACGAGGUUCCUCUCCGACUUUACCCUCGGCUUCUCGGACGGCCUGACCGUGCCCUUUGCCCUCACCGCGGGCCUCAGCUCCCUGGGCAAGGCCGACACCGUCAUCUACGCCGGGCUCGCCGACCUCUGCGCCGGCAGCAUCAGCAUGGGCAUUGGCGGCUACCUCGCCGCCCUCGACGAGCUGCCCGCGCCCGCAUCUGCCACGCAGCAGCAGCUCUCCGGCGGCGACGCCGAGGAGCUUCGGGGCAUGCUACGCCAUCGCGGCUCCCACAGCGACGACGACGACGACGCCGCCGCCGCCGCGCAUGAAAAGGACGGCGACGCCACCACCGCGCACGAGCAGCUCGUCCUGCGUCACCUCGAGCCCCUCUGCCUUUCCGCGACGACGGCGGCCAACAUUGUCGCCACGCUCCGCAGCCAGCCCGGCGGCCUGGACCGUGCCGUCUGCGGCAUCGAGGCGCACAACGACGACGUCGGCGUGGCGGCCGGCGACGGCGACGCGCAGACGCUGCCCAUCUGGCCCGUCGCCUCGGGCUGCUCCAUUGCCCUGGGCUACGCCAUUGGCGGCACCAUCCCGCUGCUGCCGUACUUUUUCGCCGCCACCGUCGGGCUGGGCCUGCGCUGGAGCAUCGGCCUGUGCCUGGUCGCGCUCAUGUCGUUUGGCACCGGCAAGAAGUGGCUGCUCGGCGGCGAGCAUGUCCGGUGGAGGCAGUGCGUCUGGUCGGGCCUGCAGAUGCUGGCCCUGGGCAGCAUUGCGGCCGCCGCGGCGGUGGCGUGCGUCAACUUGCUCGGCUCGGUCGCGGAAGCGCCCUGA
Messenger RNA from Akanthomyces muscarius, 840 nucleotides. RefSeq lists its product as uncharacterized. Lineage: Eukaryota; Fungi; Ascomycota; Sordariomycetes; Hypocreales; Cordycipitaceae. The record is from RefSeq and is a predicted model, not a curated record. The transcript has a single exon. Gene Ontology annotation, molecular function: manganese ion transmembrane transporter activity; iron ion transmembrane transporter activity. The coding region runs from base 1 to 840 and encodes 279 amino acids. Gene Ontology annotation, cellular component: fungal-type vacuole membrane. Gene Ontology annotation, biological process: intracellular manganese ion homeostasis.